Messenger RNA from Cheilinus undulatus (humphead wrasse), 3485 nucleotides. RefSeq names its product YTH N(6)-methyladenosine RNA binding protein 2 (gene ythdf2). Gene Ontology annotation, biological process: mRNA destabilization. Gene Ontology annotation, cellular component: cytoplasm. The transcript has 6 exons. The record is from RefSeq and is a predicted model, not a curated record. Gene Ontology annotation, molecular function: N6-methyladenosine-containing RNA reader activity; mRNA binding. NCBI's taxonomy places the organism in Eukaryota, Metazoa, Chordata, Actinopteri, Labriformes, Labridae. Bases 178 to 2094 code for a protein of 638 amino acids.
CCCAGCCAUGUUGAGGAGUCUGUCAAGCAAACUGCAGCCCGCCAUUGUGUAGAAACCAGGCUCUGUAGAGAGAUAGGGGCGCUUGGCUGAAACUCUUCAAUAGCUAGACCUAUCCUACACCCUGCCGCUUUUAUUUAGGAGUAAAUACAGUUACACAGGCUCCGGGUGGGGAAAGACAUGUCAGCCAGCAGCCUUCUUGAACAGAGACCGAAAGGCCAAGCUAAUAAAGUGCAAAACGGAGCUGUGACCCAAAAGGAUACUUUGAAUGACGAUGAGUUUGAGCCUUACCUGAAUACUCAGGCCAGACAGAGCAAUGCCUAUACGGCCAUGUCGGACUCGUACAUGCCCAGCUACUACAGCCCCUCCAUAGGAUUUUCUUACUCCCUAAAUGAGGCAGCAUGGUCCACAGGUGGGGACCCUCCCAUGCCUUACCUGGCUUCCUAUGGACAGCUGAGCAAUGGAGAGCCCCACUACCUCCCGGACGCUAUGUUUGGCCAGCCAGGCCCACUAGGGAGCAACCCUUUCCUGGGCCAGCAUGGUUUCAACUUCUUCCCGAGUGGCAUCGACUUCUCAGCAUGGGGCAAUAGCAGCUCUCAGGGACAGUCGGGGACACCACAGAGCUCUGGCUACAGCAGCAGCUAUGCUUAUGCUCCCAGCUCACUUGGAGGUGCUAUGAUCGAUGGACAGUCUCCGUUUGCACCUGCUGCCAAUGAGCCCCUCAACAAGGCCCCUGGUAUGAACAGCCUAGACCAGGGCAUGGCAGGGCUUAAGAUUGGCAGUGCCGCACCUGGUGGGAGUGGGGACAUGGCUCCUAAGGUGGUGGGCUCUGGCUUACCUGGUGGGGGUCCCCUUGGCCCUGUAUCAUCUGUAGGACCACCCAGCAUGCCUCCUGUUUCGAUUGCCCCUGCCAAACCCGCUUCCUGGGCCGAUAUUGCCAGCAAGCCAGCCAAGCCUCAGCCCAAGCUGAAAACCAAGGGUGGUAUGGCAGGUGCCAAUUUGCCUCCUCCACCUAUUAAACACAAUAUGGACAUCGGCACUUGGGACAACAAGGGCACCAUGCCUAAAGCUGCCACCCCUCAGCAGGUGCCCUCUAUCCCCAGCAAUGGGCAGCCGCCCAACCAGGCGUCCCCACAACCUGGAGCUACUGCUGCAGGGAACCCACAAAUGCCCCUCAGCAAUGGACAGCUGGUGCCGCCUGUUUCUCAAAUGGGGCAGCAUCAGCUUCAACCCAGUGGACAACCAGGUAUGGCUCAGAUGCCCCAGCCUCCUCUAUCCCAGGGUCCUACUCCUCCAAGCCAACAGUCCCAACCUUCUCAACCUACUCGUUGGGUUCCUCCACGGAAUCGGGCCAAUGGAUUUGGGGAUGGCAGUGGGAGCGGGACGGGGCAGUCACCACCCACCUCUUCUGGUGUGGGUGUGGUUCCUGGGGUCCCAUCUGAACCUCAUCCAGUCUUAGAAAAGUUACGCAUGGUCAACAAUUAUAACCCCAAGGACUUUGACUGGAACCCCAAGCAGGGCAGGGUGUUUAUCAUCAAGAGCUACUCGGAGGAUGACAUCCAUCGCUCCAUCAAGUACAACAUCUGGUGCAGCACGGAGCAUGGCAACAAGAGGCUGGACGCUGCUUAUCGUUCUUUGGGUGGCAAAGGGCCACUUUAUCUUCUGUUCAGUGUCAAUGGGAGCGGGCACUUCUGCGGCGUAGCAGAGAUGCGCUCACCCGUGGACUACAACACGUCUGCUGGCGUGUGGUCACAGGACAAGUGGAAGGGUCGUUUUGAUGUGCGCUGGAUCUUUGUUAAGGACGUUCCCAACAGUCAGCUAAGGCACAUUCGGCUGGAGAACAACGAGAACAAGCCAGUGACCAACUCUCGGGACACACAGGAGGUACCACUGGACAAGGCCAGGCAGGUGCUAAAGAUCAUCGCUGGAUACAAACACACCACUUCCAUCUUUGACGACUUUUCUCACUACGAGAAACGCCAGGAAGAGGAAGAGUGUGUGAAAAAGGUGGAGGUCCAAGGCAGUGAGCCAUAUCCCAGCAACCCCAGCAACAGGAGUCAUUACAGGCUUCAGGAGCGCCAAGGACGAGUCAAGUAACAGUUGGUGCUUUGGUCAAAAGACUGCUAUGGCCCCCCUUACAGCCCUAUCCACCCCAUUACAUCAUUACAACCAGAUCUCUAAGAAAUUCUAACAGGGGUGAAGAAUUAACCAAGGACAGAAAAACUAAAUGAAGACUUUCUUGAUUUCUUUUGACUUUAAAGACUUACUUCGAACUUGUAGUAAAAAAGAAAAGGAAACGAUUAUUCAUAGGACUACAACUAAAUGCAUAGCAUCCUUAGGUGAAAUCUUUUUUGCCCCACCCCCAUUCCACUACAUACGCUUUCCCCCCUCGUAUGCUGCUUUUUCCUUUUUAAUGAAAGGAUCAUCCUCUGUUUUUAUAGUCCAAGAGCAAGCCUGCAUCUCUCACACAAAACACACAAAUCCAAUACAAAUUUGUCGUGCUGGCUAAAUGGUAUCCCAAAAGUCAAGAACGGGCAGUUUGUCUCAUUUUCUUUGUGCGAAACCCCCCCCCCCCCCCCCACUCUGUCUUUCUGAGGAUUACCGCAUCUUCACCCAGGAUCCAGUGGAGUCUCCUUGUAGGAGUUUCAUCAGCUCUUACUCCAGUGUCUGUUUUUCGACAUGCUCGUCAUGUUUUUUUUUGUUUGAGAGGACUGCAGGUGUUCAGAAUGACCCUCUUUUUUUUCCGCAUGUGUAAAGUAUGGGAAGGGUCUGGUCUGGAGAGGAACAGUAGUGAAUGGGGAAAGAGUGUGAAAGAAGAAGAAAUGUUAAGUUGAUGAGCCUUGCUUGGUGUAUAAUUUUAUGGUCUUAAAAAGAAAUUGGGGCCUCUGUUAACAGUCUUCAUUGGACUUUAUUUACCCUCUGUUCCUUCUCUUGGACAAGUUAAUUCAUCACUGCUUUGGGCUGCUUUCUUGUAUUUUGUUUUUCCUCCUUCCUCAGUUUUCUAAAGACAGUGAUGCGAGUGGCCUUGCCCCCACUCUUUCUAUUAAUCAGUUCAAAGUAAUAAAUGUGGUAUAUUCAGCAGAACUGGUGUGCAUUCCCCUUGUUUGACUGUAAUGAAAUUUGUCACGCGGCGUGUCUGUACAUUCAUUUCAUCAGUUUUUCCUUCCCCUGAUGGGUUUAGGAAUGAAUGUUUUUCUGCUUACCUUCAGCCCGUCCACUCUGUCCUGUUUUUAGUCUCUUACCGCUAUAUCCAGCAUUUUUUCCCCCCUCUCUCUCUGCUUUCACAUCUUCUGCACUUCCAUUAUCCAUCUCAGACUGCUCAGCCAACUUUAUUAUAUCACAAUCAGCUUCCACCAUUUUCAGAAUGUCAAUGUUGGUGAGUAAAAAAUAAAAAAGGAAAAAAAUGCAAGGUCCUCUUUGAGAACUACUGGCUUUUAUUUGUGGCAUAAUAAAGAUGCUCCACAAAUUGGUGUGGGUUUUCUGCCUUU